UUCAGAUUCAAAAUCCUCCCAUUUGCAUUUAGUUUGAGAGGCAAACCAAUCAAAAUGUAGGAUGUUAUAUAAUCUUUCUUAUUAUUCUGUUAUAUUAUCUCUAUAAUUUAUGUUUUAAAUUUUAUAAAGAUACUAAAAUAAAUGGCAAAGAAAAGAGAACCCUCUCAAAAUCAACCUCCCUGCUUUAGAUCCAAAUCAAUGGAGGACGAUAAAGAAAACCUAUGUGCUGAUGGUGCCAUGAGAUUCAAUAUAACUUCUUAUCCUAAAGAAGCGUUUGAGGUUAUGUGUCUUAUGCGGCAGCACCAAAAGCUGUGUGACGUUGAGAUUCGUGUUUGUAAUGAAAUUUUUCAUGCUCACAAGAUUGUGUUAGUGUCUGCUAGUCCAUACUUUAAGGCUAUGUUCACGAGUGGUUUAAAAGAGUCUGAAAUGUCAGUUAUUAAUAUCCAAGGUGUUUGUCCAAUGAGUAUGGCUAUUAUAAUUCAUUUUGCUUACACUGGGCAAGUUAAAAUUGAGGAAAAUAAUGUGUGCAAUCUACUUCCUGCUGCAACUAUGUUUCAAGUGCCUCACAUUAUAAAUGCUUGCUGCACAUUUUUGGAAAAACAGCUGGAUCCUAGUAACUGCAUUGGAAUAGCUGAUUUUGCUCUGCAACAUGGAUGUAAUAAUUUGUAUUCUGUAGCUAAUCAAUUUAUAGAUCACCAUUUUUCUCAGGUUUCCCAGGGGGAUGAAUUUUUGGCUUUAAAUGUUUGCCAAAUGAUCUUGCUUAUAAAAAGAGAUGAACUGAAUGUACGUAGUGAGAUGGAAGUAUUCAAUGCUGUUCUUCGCUGGGUGAGGCAUGAUAAAGCUAGAAGAUGCCCAAAAUUACCAGAUAUCUUAAAUGCUGUUAGGUGUCAUUUCUUGACACCGAGGUUCCUUAAAGAGCAGAUACAAAAAUGUGAAAUUUUAAAAAAUGAGCCUCAGUGUUGUGAUUACCUUAGUCGUAUAAUUCAGGAUUUAACAUCGCGUCGAAAAUAUAGUUGCAAUCAACGUACUCCAAAAGUUCCAUAUGUGAUAUACACUACUGGUGGUUAUUUGCAGCAUUCCUUAAGUAAUAUGGAAUGCUACAAUGCGCAUGAGAAACAGUGGUUCUCAUUGGCAGAUCUUCCUACUCCUCGGAGUGGGCUCGGAGGAGCUUUCAUUGAUGGCAAAUUCUAUGCUGUUGGGGGUCGAAAUAACUGUCUCGAUGGAAAUCAAGACUCAGAUGGUGUAGAUUGUUAUGAUCCUAUUACAAAUAAAUGGAAAUCGUGUUGUAAGAUGACUGUUGCAAGGAAUCGAGUUGGAGUUGGUGUGUUAGAUGGUUUACUGUAUGCUGUAGGUGGAUCAAAAGCCACUACUCAUCAUAACUCUGUGGAAAGAUAUGAUCCAUCUGAGGAUAAAUGGUUUAAAGUCCAGAAUAUGUUAACUGCAAGAAUCGGCGUGGGUGUUGCUGUAGUUAAAAGACUCUUGUAUGCAGUGGGUGGUUAUGAUGGAAACAGUAGGUUGAAUACUGUUGAGUGUUAUCAUCCGGAAAAGGACUCGUGGACACCAGUCGCGAGCAUGAAUACAAAUCGAAGUGGUGCAGGAGUUGUAGCCUUAGAUCAUUAUAUUUAUGCUGUUGGUGGCUAUGAUGGUGCUCUUCAACUAAAGUCAGUAGAAAAAUAUGACACUGAAUCUAAUGAAUGGGUCUAUGUAUCUUCUAUGUCUUCACCUCGCAGUGCAUUAAGUGUAGCUGUAUUAGAUGGAAAAAUAUAUGCCUUAGGAGGAUAUGAUGGAAGUAACUUUUUAAAUACAGUUGAGGUGUAUGAUCCUGAAAAAGAUCUGUGGGAAGCAGCCCCAGAUAUGUCUUGUGGUCGAAGUGGUCAAGCUUCUGCUGUAUGGAGAGCUCCAUGCUUAGCCCAUGGAAUAUCCUAGCAGUCAAAUGGCAUUUGAUUAAAAGGUCUUUUUUAAGAUAUUAAUGACAGUAGAGUUGAAUAAGUUAUAAUCGAAC
Molecule: messenger RNA, 2002 nt
Organism: Parasteatoda tepidariorum (common house spider)
Lineage: Eukaryota; Metazoa; Arthropoda; Arachnida; Araneae; Theridiidae
Gene: Keap1
Product: kelch like ECH associated protein 1
Molecular function (GO): protein binding
Source: RefSeq, a predicted model, not a curated record